This is a messenger RNA of Plutella xylostella (diamondback moth), 1772 nucleotides long. It is a transcript of the gene CysRS-m, whose product is annotated as cysteine--tRNA ligase-like protein, mitochondrial. Lineage: Eukaryota; Metazoa; Arthropoda; Insecta; Lepidoptera; Plutellidae. Gene Ontology annotation, molecular function: cysteine-tRNA ligase activity; ATP binding. Gene Ontology annotation, cellular component: cytoplasm. Gene Ontology annotation, biological process: cysteinyl-tRNA aminoacylation. The record is from RefSeq and is a predicted model, not a curated record.
UGUUGUAAAACUGUGGUGUGCGAUGCGAUCGCCUCACUAUAAACUAUCAAAAUCAUCUCCAAACCCUUCAAAACCAUGCAAAAAAACCUCGCAAUGUUCGUGCGAAGACUCACCCACGUCUGCAGCUUGAAGCCUUACAAGGAGACGAAGUGGUUGAUGCCUAAUGGGAACCCUAUAGGCGUCUAUGUUUACAACUGUGUGGCGGGACAGAGGGUGCCCGUGAUCCUGAACGACCCUCACAUCGCGACGUGGUACUCUUGCGGUCCCACGGUCUACGACUCCGCGCACAUCGGCCACGCCAGCUGCUACGUUAAACUAGACAUCGUACAGAGGAUACUUACCUCUUUCUUCAAUAUAAAGCUAGUUACCGCCAUGGGGAUUACCGAUAUCGACGACAAAAUUAUUAAAAAAGCAAAAGAAACUAACAGCGAUUUCCGAACGGUCGCCAAGCAGUAUGAACACGAGUUCUGGCUCGACUUGUCCAGCUUGAAUAUUGAGAAGCCACUGAUUAUCACUAGAGUGUCUGACCACAUGAACACUAUUGAAAGUUUCGUUCAGAAACUAGUAGACUCGGAAAUGGCAUACAUUGCUAGUGAUGGCUCAGUCUACUUUGAUACAGAGAAAUUCCCUGCUUAUGGUAAGUUGGAGAAACAGCAAGAGACAGUAGAAAGCAGUAGUACUAACAAGCGUAAUGCCAUGGACUUUGCAGUGUGGAAAGGGGAGAAGCCCGGUGAGCCUUCCUGGCAGGCUUCAUGGGGCAAGGGCAGGCCGGGGUGGCACAUUGAGUGCUCGGCCAUGGUCAGCAAGGUGUUUGGCUCUCAGAUAGACUUCCAUGCGGGGGGCAUUGACCUCAGGUUCCCUCAUCAUGAGAAUGAAGAGGCCCAGUCAUGCGCGUUCCACGGCACCAGGCAGUGGGCCAACUAUUGGAUCCAUGUUGGCCAUUUGCAAAUAAAAGGAGACACCAAAAUGUCUAAAUCUCUGAAGAACACAAUAUCAAUACCAAAGCUAUUAGAAUCUUUCAGUGCAGACACCUUCAGAAUGGCUUGCCUCACUUCACACUACAGAUAUUCUAUAGAGUACAGUGAUAAGGUCAUGAAGACUGCUGAAGAUAACUUGAAAAAGUUUAAAUUCUUCCUCAAAGAUGCCUUCAACUAUGUCAACGACAACACCAAAACUAUUGGCUACUACAAUGACAAGUUGCUACAUGAACUGCAAACAGCUGAAGAGAGUAUCCUUGAGGCUUUAAAACAUGACUUUGACACAGCUAAAUGUGUGACCACCUUGCUUAGUUUGGUGAGUUCUGCCAACAAGCUGAUGAAGAUAGAUAGUUCAGAAUACUACCCGGUUCCUAUAACAUUGAUUGCAGAGUUUGUGACAAGUACUCUUCAGAAGUUUGGCCUGAAGCUUCAUGAGAGCUCAGAAGAAGCAGUUUCUGAUUCUUUGAUAGACACUUUAGUAGAAUUCAGACACACAGUGAGAUUGAAUGCUUUAUCAAGAAAAGACAAGGACUUAUUGAAUGCAUGUGACAUUGUUAGAGAUAAAAUGAAGUCAAUUAAAGUUCAAAUCAAUGAUAGUAAUAAAACCCCAUCCUGGGUGUUCACUAAGUGAGUCUGGCAACAUUAUAAUGUUCUUUGUGCUGUGUUAGUGUGAGAUUAAGACAAUAUUUCAUUAUUGACAAGUUCAGUAAUAAAUUACAAGCCAUGUAGUGAUAAGGAAUUGAUUAAGUUUUAUAAAGAGAGUAUUCCAUGUUAUUGUAAGUAUAGUAGAUAAUA